Messenger RNA from Sander lucioperca (pikeperch), 4036 nucleotides. Its product is annotated as glycine receptor subunit alpha-3-like. Gene Ontology annotation, biological process: nervous system process; regulation of membrane potential; signal transduction. The transcript is spliced from 10 exons. The record is from RefSeq and is a predicted model, not a curated record. Gene Ontology annotation, cellular component: neuron projection; synapse; plasma membrane. Gene Ontology annotation, molecular function: glycine binding; chloride channel activity; transmitter-gated monoatomic ion channel activity. Lineage: Eukaryota; Metazoa; Chordata; Actinopteri; Perciformes; Percidae. The coding region runs from base 422 to 1915 and encodes 497 amino acids.
UGGCUGGCUGCUUCAUUUGAUCCAGCUCGCUGGGCUUCUAAUUUCUGAUGCGAUUUAGCUGGAAACAUUAAGAGCACUACAGAUGAUUGGCUGAGCUGUUUGCCACUCAGCCGGUCCGGAGGGGGCGGGUCUUUGUGCCCCCGCGCGGCGCUCCAGCCACCGGAGCGGAGAGGAACAGCUGGCCUCAGCCCCAGCCUGUCAGUGACCUGUCUCUGCUGGAGGAAGCUAGCUGCGUGCUGUUUUCCCUAACAGUGAUGCUAACUGACCGAGCGCACGGAGUUUUUGGACUUCCUGUUACUACGGUAACGGUGAGUGGCCCUCCGCGUGUUGUCUGAGCACAGUUGGAGCGCGAGCGCUGCUCGAGGUGCUGAAAGCUUCGCGAGGCGCGGGGAGAGGAGGAGAGGAGACAAGGAGAGGAGAAAUGAGGAGACAGCAGCUCUGUGUGACGGGCUUUUUACUCGCCUGGAAACUAGUCCAGUUCCUCAGUGUGGGUCAUUGUAAGGAGGUGGACAAUGCUGCGAAGACACGGCAGGUCCCAAUGUCUCCCUCUGAUUUCCUGGACAAACUGAUGGGGAGGACAUCUGGAUACGAUGCCAGGAUAAGACCCAACUUCAAAGGUCCUCCAGUCAACGUUUCCUGUAACAUCUUCAUCAACAGCUUUGGCUCCAUUGCUGAAACCACCAUGGACUACCGGGUAAAUAUCUUCCUCCGUCAGCAGUGGAAUGACCCCAGGCUCGCCUAUGCAGAAUACCCAGAUGACUCUCUGGAUCUGGACCCCUCUAUGUUAGACUCCAUUUGGAAACCAGACCUAUUCUUUGCCAAUGAGAAGGGGGCCCACUUUCACGAAGUCACUACAGAUAACAAACUGCUCAGGAUAUUUAAGAAUGGGAAUGUUUUGUACUCAAUAAGGCUAACAUUAACUCUGUCAUGCCCCAUGGAUCUAAAAAACUUCCCUAUGGAUGUUCAGACCUGUAUCAUGCAGCUGGAGAGCUUUGGUUACACCAUGAAUGACCUGAUCUUUGAGUGGCAGGAAAAUGGGCCAGUCCAAGUGGCCGAAGGCCUCACGCUCCCACAGUUCAUCCUCAAAGAUGAAUCAGACCUCAGAUACUGCACCAAGCACUACAACACAGGUAAAUUUACUUGUAUUGAGGUGCGCUUCCACCUGGAGCGGCAGAUGGGCUACUACCUGAUCCAGAUGUACAUUCCGUCUCUGCUCAUCGUCAUCCUGUCCUGGGUCUCCUUCUGGAUCAACAUGGAUGCUGCCCCGGCCAGAGUGGCUCUGGGCAUCACCACGGUCCUCACCAUGACAACGCAGAGCUCAGGCUCCAGGACUUCACUGCCAAAGGUCUCUUAUGUGAAGGCCAUAGACAUCUGGAUGGCAGUGUGUCUUCUCUUCGUCUUCUCAGCACUGCUGGAGUACGCCGCUGUCAACUUUGUGUCGAGGCAACAUAAAGAGCUGCUGCGAUUCAGAAGGCAACACAAGACCAAGAGCAAGAGCAGUGGAGCUGCAGUCGAUCCACAGGAGCUUGCUGAUUCUCUUCAUCGUGUUAAUGUUGACAACAGCCUCAAACCAGCAGAGCCUCCUAAUGGAUCUCUGAACAACAUCUGCACCAACAACCACAGCAGGGAAGGGGAAGUACACGAGAGCAGACUGACCUCCACUCCAAGCAAGAGCAAGGACACGAAGGCCAGUGCCAACAAUGCUGUUACUGUACAAAACACCCAGAAUGCACCUGGAGCAGCAGCAGGUGGAGGGGGGAAAAGCAUUGAAGAGAUGAGGAAAUUAUUCAUCGACAGAGCCAAAAAGAUUGACACUGUGUCGAGGGCCGGCUUCCCUCUGGCCUUCCUCUUCUUCAACAUCUUCUACUGGGUUCUUUAUAAGAUCCUUCGAUACGAAGAUGUACUCAAGCAAUAGAGAAAGAGAGAGCAUGUGAGCACACACACACAUCCUUCUACCUCUAUUCAUACGAGGACACUUCAUUAACCACUUUCCCUUUCCUUAACCCUGACCUUUAUGAGCAUUCAGGAUGACCUCACCUUUUCAAAACGCUCCUGAUUCUGAAGGCGUAAAGCUCAUAUUAGUUCUCACAAAUAAUGUAGAAAAGAAUCAAGGAUGAGUAAAUCAAAGAGUACAAACUGCACUGACAGAAUGAUGAGAUUAUUUUUCUAAGAGACUGACUGUAGAGAACCAUGUCUGAAAACAGAGUGGAGGUAAUUACUCCAUGUGACAGUGUCUGAAUUUCAAAAGUCUGGAACAGUAUGCAGAAACCUAUCCAGCAUAUGGAUACAUCCUAUAGUCAAAGAGCCAGUAUAAACUGACAAGUUAAAGACAAUGUCUCACUAAUGAGUGAUGUGGCCCAUCGGAAUCCAAAUCUAUGACUUUAAUAUUAGAAUCAUCAAUCUGCUGAGGAAUGGAAGAACCCAACAGGUGAUAAAAGAUAGUUGUUUUAGUGUGACACUAAAAAUAGAGAUUUAAACCAAACAAAUAUCUGGUCACAUUUACACACUAGAUAAGAGAAUCAUAGCAGCUAUGUGGAACUCUUUCAUUGUAAGUGCUCAUGUGUGAUGAGACAUACAGUAUUUAGUUGAACAGUGAUUCUAGAUGGUCCCUUAGCCUCUAAGUGUGACAGGAUGCUCUGACGAAGCAGCUACACAAUAAUCUAUCAGUCUUAGUGAUCCUGUCAGAGCGCAAAGCCAGUGUGAAAGCCAAUGACCAGGUACUGACAUCUGAGUGGAGGGAAACAGGCAAACUUCUCCUGCUCGCCUCAACCCAGACAAACACUUUCUCUGCAAAAAUCCAAAGGUGAGAAGUUUAAGCUAAAACGCUCAGCACAAGUUCAGAUUUCAUACAAAGUGUCCCUAUCAUUGACUAAAAACACAUAUGUGUUCUUGAGCUUUAGAUAUCUAAAUGGAGCCAUAGUUAAAAUGUUAUCUAUUAUCCGAACAGCACACAUCACAUUCAUAUUUUUCGGAAGCUGCUAAAGGCCAGAGAGACUUUGAGAAGGCUCCAAACAGAAAAGUAAAAGACAGCAGCGAGCUUUGGGCCGGCCAGAUUCAUCUCCACCAAUCACAGGGGACUAUAGCAGCAUGUGUGCACAUGCACACAACAUAAAACCUUUGGAAGCUUAUGUUUACUUGGACCUACAAUAUUAUUUAGCUUAUAAGAUAUUCAGAAAAGAUGAUCAGGACCAAGGGUUAUAAGACAAUUACCAUCAAGAUGCACAGAUUUGCUUAAUUUUCAGUUUUCCUCUCACUAACUUUGUUAAGUAACAUUUGUUAGUACAUUUGUGACAUGCAUGCUUUUCUCACUUUGAUUUAGGUAUAAAUAUCUGUGUACGUAAAUACCUAUUUGGUAAAUCACAGCCACGUAAGCAAUAGUAAUAAUAUAAAACUUCCUCAUAUUUGAGCCAACGGGAUUCUUAUUGUGGUUAUCUUCCUGAGGACCAAGAGUGUGCAGCUCUUUACCAUGCCUCUUGGUUUAUGGGAUGCAUAUUACUCAGACAAAAGAACUGACGUGCUCAACUCUUUAGAGUCUAAUAGGUGCCAACCCAAAAAUCAUAUAACUGGCAACAGAAAAACAGCAGCCAGGAGCCUGCCAGGUAUUCUCACACAGCUGAUCCAGAUAAUCUAACCUUUUUUAUUUAUUUUUGGCCUUUAAUUGUCAGGAUAGAUGGAAAACAGGAAAGGGGAGAGAGAGGAGGAGGAAAUGCACCAAAAGGCCGUGGGUCGGACCAAGCCCACCCGGGCCACACUCCACCGGGCCAGCUAGUGGGUUAAUGAGAUAAUCAAAGACAAACACUAGUCAAAGAAUAGGAGCAAGAAGGUAUUAAGACAUGAGAGGACAAAGAUCAUAUUCUGUCCUUGUAGAUCAAUGGACAUUGCAUUUGCACACUAACAAUAGAAACUGCAUGGAUGUUGCCCUUGUUGAAAAGGAUUAAAUAAAAUGUAAUUUUAGUAAGGUGUUUAAAAGUAGGCUAGUUCACAAUUUGCACGUUAUAAUUUAUUUGAAUAUGCUACCGUUACUGCCAUAGACUGU